AUGUCCGAUGCGUCCGAAUCUAGUUAUCUCGACAGGAACGCUACGUCCGUUUAUUUCCAAAACAAUGCAUCACACAUCGGUUACAACAGAAAAAGAAAAGCUUCAUACAAUGAGAAGAUUUCAUCGGACGAAAAGGAUUUGUAUUCACCGCAACUCUCCAGCACUCUGAACGAUUCAAUGGAGUUAGUCAAUAAAGAUUUUGCCAAUAGGAAGUUCAGUUCGGUACCGAACACUCCCGAACAACACGUCAAGCACAACCGAGGAGAGCCGGUGCACAAGCGAGCCAACACCAGCAGCUUCGUGAAGCAUUUCUCCCAAAUCGGCAUCCACAGCCAAUCGCCUCUUCGCCGAGAAGCCUACGAUAUACUCUACCCCGAGCUGCCCAGCCUCGAGCCCGCCAAGCGACCGCAGACGCCUUCGAACGGCGACAAAACGGGCCCCAACCCGGCGAAGAAGCGCCUCUUCCAACCGGCCCGCAUUCGACCGCUCACCCAAAUCCUCUCCAACACCCUCAUCAUGAACAAGAUCCUCAGGCAACUCUCCAACGGCGACCUCUACCGCCUCGCCAAAGUGUCCACGCGCUUCCGCAACGCCAUCGCCAACGACUUCGAGGCCUAUCCCCGCUACGUCGAGUUCCUACGCGCCUACAAACACCAGAAGGAAAACUACAAAAUCACGCCGCCCAAUUCGCCCGAAACCGUUCACAAAACCGACCCCGACCUCAACCCCGAACUCGAAAACUUCAACUACUUCUGCGAGUUCGCCAAAAUCCUCAACAAGAACCAAUCGUUGGUGAAGUGUCCUCGAUGCCAGAGGGCCUCGAUCGUAGACAACGACAUCGCCCAAUGCCAGGACGUCAACCGAUGCGGUUACAUAUUCUGCAAGCGCUGCAACAGCUUCGCCGAUCAUCCCAAAGACUUCGUAGACAAGUGCAACAACGCCCAGCUGCUCAACGCCUCAAAAUCACGGAACCUGUUGGGAGAUUUGAGCAAUUCGCCGAUAACGAGCGACUACGGUACGGGCAAUUCGAGUUCGUUUUUCUCGUCUUCGUUGACCCUCAGCUCGUCCUCGUCGUGCAUUCUGUCGGAGUGCGAGGCUUCGACGCCGAAGGAGCGCGUCAGAAGGAACCUGUCCAAGUCGCUGUUGCUCUCCUCGGAGAUGAAGAUAUUCUGUUCGAACGCUCGUAAUGAUUCGCCGCAGAGGAGGAAAUCGCAACGGAGGGCGUCGCUGGUGCCGGUGGUGUCGCGGGACGGGGAGAAGAGGCCCGACGCGGACGUGAUGGAGCCCUCGAGCCCGCCGAAGGUGAAAAUGUAUUCGGUGUGUUCGAAGCAGAGCAAGAGGAAUUUGAAGAGAUUGUGA
Phyllotreta striolata is the source of this 1359-nucleotide messenger RNA. Lineage: Eukaryota; Metazoa; Arthropoda; Insecta; Coleoptera; Chrysomelidae. The record is from the annotation of a GenBank genome assembly.